This is a messenger RNA of Frankliniella occidentalis (western flower thrips), 2685 nucleotides long. RefSeq names its product hepatocyte growth factor-regulated tyrosine kinase substrate (gene Hrs). The record is from RefSeq and is a predicted model, not a curated record. Gene Ontology annotation, molecular function: metal ion binding; phosphatidylinositol binding; ubiquitin binding. The coding region runs from base 133 to 2580 and encodes 815 amino acids. The transcript is spliced from 15 exons. Lineage: Eukaryota; Metazoa; Arthropoda; Insecta; Thysanoptera; Thripidae.
UUUGUUUGAUAUCGUUUCGUUCGUUCGUGUUCGUGUGUGAGUUAGGCCCCUGGUGAAACGUAACAGCUCGGCGCUCGGGCUGUCAUUGUGAGUCACAGUACGCCAAUUGCGACGCUAGGGCAGAAAUCCGACAUGUUCCGUGCUAGCGCGAUCGACAAACUACUCGAUAAAGCAACGGACCACUGUCAAUUAGAUCCCAACUAUUCUACAAUUCUUCAGAUUUGUGAUACUAUCCGUCAAGGAGACUGCCAACCCAAACAAGCCUUAGCAGCUAUUACGAAGAAAAUCACCCAUGAUAAUCCUCAUGUUGCAAAUUUUGGAUUACUGGUUUUAGAGUCAGUCGUAAAGAAUUGUGGAAGCCCAAUUCACAAUGAGGUUGGCACUAUUCAUUUUAUGGAACAACUGCGAGAAUUGCACAAGGCUUCCCCUCAUGAAAUUGUAAAAACUAAAAUUCUUGAGCUUCUUCAAGCUUGGGCUUUUGCUUUUCGCAACACUCCUAAGUACCGUGCUGUGCAGGACAUAGUGACAAUAAUGAAGGCGGAAGGACACACAUUUCCUCCUCUGAAAGAGAGUGAUGCUAUGUUCAAAGCUGAAACUGCUCCUGAGUGGGCAGAGGGAACUGUUUGUUUUAAGUGUCGGCAAGUCUUCAGCAUGGUCACCCGCAAGCAUCACUGCAGAGCUUGUGGGCAAGUCUUUUGUGGCACUUGCUCCUCAAAAACUUCUCUUGUACCUAAAUUUGGUAUUGAAAAGGAAGUCCGUGUUUGUGAUCAAUGUUACCAGCAAAUAAAUAGUCGUGCUGCUCCUUCAGCCACCACUAAAGUUGAAUCAGAGUUGCCUGCAGAGUAUUUGAACAGCUCACUUGCACACCAAAGCCAAGCUGCACCAAGGCGCACUGAGGAUGAGCUUCGCGAAGAGGAAGAACUGCAGUUGGCAAUCGCUCUUUCUCAGUCAGAGGCAGAAGAGAAAGAAAAACUGAAAACAAAGUCUCCUCAUCUUUCAUCUCUGAGUUCCCAUCUGUCUGCUGUUAAGUCUGAACCAGUCUUGCAUGCUGAACAAGAUCCUGAGAUGGCAAGGUAUUUAGAUCGAUCGUAUUGGGAUCAGAAGAAUAAAGAAGAGACAAGUAAAGUGCCGUCGGCUCCAUCUCAUGUUAACUCAUCCCCCUCUCCUCAACCUGCAUCAAGCGCUCAGAGCAAUCACCAAUUAUCUAAUACAUCAGCUAAAUCAAACACAAGUGCUACUCUUGUUAGCAAUCCAACUCAAGUAGAUGUUUCCCUGAAGCUUCAACAAAAUGGAGUUACUGAAGAUAUUGAGAUUGAUGAUUUUGUGAGCACUCUCAGGGGUCAAGUGGAAAUUUUUGUUAACCGCAUGAAAUCUAAUUCAUCAAGGGGCCGAAGCAUAGCAAAUGAUAGCUCAGUGCAAACUCUUUUCAUGAACAUCACUGCCAUGCAUUCUCGCCUUCUGCGAUACAUUCAACAGCAAGAUGAUAGUCGAGUUCACUAUGAAGGUUUGCAAGACAAAUUGGCUCAGGUAAAGGAUGCACGAGCAGCAUUGGACGCACUUCGAUUUGAGCAUAGAGAGAAAUUAAGGCAGCAGGCUGAAGAAGCUGAGAAAUUGAGACAGAUUCAAAUGGCCCAGAAACUUGACAUUAUGCGUCAGAAAAAGCAAGAAUAUCUCCAGUACCAGAGGCAACUUGCUCUGCAAAGGAUACAGGAACAAGAGCGGGAAAUGCAGAUGCGCCAAGAACAGCAAAAGCAACAAUAUCUUAUGGGUGGAGUACCUUACAACCGUUUCAUGCCCCCUGGUCCUGGAGGUAUGCCUCCUGGUGGUGUGCUUCCAGGAGGUCUUCCUUCUGGUCUGCCCCCAUACUCAACAGGCCCCAUGUACUCACAGCAAGCUCAUCCAUCUUACCUGGGCCAUCAGGUUCCCUUUGCAGGGCACAUACCUCAAGGAAUGAUGCAUGGCUCUCACAUGGGAUCUAACCAAAUGCCGUCAGCUGGAGCAGGAGGUCCUCAACAUGGCCAAAUGAGCCAUGGAGGCCCACAACCUGGUCAACUAGGUCAUGGAGGCCAACAACCUGGCCAAAUGAUUGGACCACAACACAAUCAAAUGGGUCCGGGAGUUCAACACGGCCAGAUGGGUCCUGGAGGUCCUCAUCCAGGUCAGAUGGGUCCUGGAGGUCCUCAUCCAGGCCAGAUGGGUCCUGGAGGCCAACAGCCAGGCCAGAUGGGUCCUGGAGGUCCUCAGCCAGGGCAGAUGGGGCCCGGAGGUCCUCAGCCAGGCCAGAUGGGGCCUGGAGGUCCACAACCAGGCCAGAUGGGGCCCGGAGGUCCUCAGCCAGGGCAGAUGGGCCCUGGAGGUCCUCAGACCGGCCAUAUGGCUUCUGGACGGCCUAUGGUUGGACCUCAAAUGGGUCAGCUGGGACCCACAGCCCCUCAACAUGCCCAAAUGGUGCCCAUGGGGAUGCCCCAAACCGGUCAAAUGUCUGGACCUCACAUGGGAGGUAUGGGCCAUGUGCAAAUGCAGCAAGGGCACAACCCAGAAGUUAAAAGAGAGAGUGAAGAACUAAUAUCUUUUGACUGAGUACGAUCAACUUGAAUAUUAAUUUAAAAUUUUAUGGAUGCAGUUUUUAUUAUUAUUGAGUAAAUAUAAACUGUUUAUAUGCUAAGUAAAUUGUUCAUUCCCUUA